AUUAUUUUUGUUAUUUACUUAAUUUUUUUGUUCACAGUUUUCAUCUGAUUUAUGCUAACCAUGUUGUUGUUUAAGGCUUUAUUUGAACAAGGUUAUCAGCUGCAUUUUUGUGAAUGCUUGUGGAGAUUUUAGCCUUUGAUGCAAUAGCACUGCACACCCCAAAUGGACUGAUCCAAUUCUUCUUUAGGCAGUAUGUGAGUUUUGUUAGUGGUCACCAUGCCGGACAUGUGGGGUUUCCUCCUGGUAUUCUUGUACCAUACCAGACAUGUGGGGUUUCCUCCUGGUAUUCUUGUACCAUACCAGACAGGUGGGGUUUCCUCCUGGUAUUCUUGUACCAUACCGGACAGGUGGGGUUUCCUCCUGGUAUUCUUGUACCAUACCAGACAGUUGGGGGUUCCUCCUGGUAUUCUUGUACCAUACCAAACAGGUGGGGUUUCUUCCUGGUAUUCUUGUAUCAUACCUGACAGGUGGGGUUUCCUCAUGGUAUUCUUGUACCAUACCAGACAGGUGGGUUUUCCUCUUGGUAUUCUUGUACCAUACCAGACAGGUGGGGUUUCCUCCUGGUAUUCUUGUACCAUACCAGACAGGUGGGAUUUCCUCCUGGUAUUCUUGUACCAUACCAAACAGAUGGGGUUUCCUCCUGGUAUUCUUGUACCAUACCCGAGAGGUGGGGUUUCCUCAUGGUAUUCUUGUACCAUACCGGACAGGUGGGGUUUCCUCAUGCUAUACUUGUACCAUACCGGACAGGUGGGGUUUCCUCUUGGUAUUCUUGUACCAUACCAGACAGGUGGGGUUUGCUCAUGGUAUUCUUGUACCAUACCGGACAGGUGGGGUUUCCUUUUGGUAUUCUUGUACCAUACCAGACAGGUGGGGUUUCCUCCUGGUUUUCUUGUACCAUACGGGACAGGUGGGGUUUCUUCCUGGUAUUCAUGUACCAUACCAGACAGGUGGGGUUUCCUCCUGGUAUUCUUGUACCAUACCGGACAGGUGGGGUUUCCUCCUGGUAUUCUUGUAUCAUACCGGACAGGUGGGGUUUCCUCCUGGUAUUCUUGUACCAUACUGGAAAGGUGGGGUUUUAUCCUGGUAUUCUUGUACCAUACCUCACAGGUGGAGUUUCGUCCUGGUAUUCUUGUACCAUACCAGACAGGUGAGGUUUCCCUCUGGUAUUCUUGUACCAUACCAGACAGGUGGGGUUUUACUAUACUAAGUUUAACUUUAGCCAUGUGAGGAAAACUGCCCUGCCCAUUAAGGGCCAUGUAGACCGGAAGCAGUUUCGAAAUUGGCGCAGAUAUCGUUAGAAGAUAAGAACAAAAAAUGAUUGUUCUGACCAUGUUCCAUGAAGAUUUGACUAAAAAUGUGACUUUGAGUGUUAAAAAGGUUUUACCAUAGCCAAAUAAGGAAACAUUUCCCGCCUCUAGAUGGCUAUGUUCAUCAAAGAGCCGGAACCAUUUUCAUAAUCAGCUAAAUAUCAUCAAAAAACAAAUCUUUGACCAAGUUUUGUGAAGAUUGGACUAUAAAUGUCACUUCUAGAAUGUUAACAAGCUCUUUCUGUAAUUUGAUCUAGCUACCUAGUUUUUUACCUCACAUGACCCAUUUUUAACUUGACCAAGAUAUCAUUGAAACCAAUUUCUGACCAAGAUUUAUGAAGAUUGGACAAAAAGUCAAUAAAUGUAACCUUUAGAAAGUUAACAAGGUAAAUGUGGACGAGGCGCGACAGACGACGAUCGACUGACAAAAGGUGAUCACAAAAGGUGAUCACAAAAGCUGAGCAUGUUGUGCUCAGGUGAGAGGAAAACUGACAAUGGAAUGAUGCUAUUAUUUGGCAAGUCACAAUGGCAUGUAUAACAUAUACAUGUUCCCAGAGUUCUACAUUAUGUUUAUUUAUUUUUCGAGUAAACCAGUUGUAGGGUUGGUGAUUUUAUUUGUAAAGGUAUACAUGUGUAUAAUAAUUGGAAUAUUUCAUGGAUGUGGUUUUCCAGUGGGUUGUUUGGAAGAGAGCUCAUGAUGUACAAUGUCACCCAAUCAACUCGUGGGAUAAAGCCCAGUGGAACACCACACUUACGUAAUUUCUUGUAUAUGUCUUCCAAUAAGUAUUUAUUCAAUCGUUGCUUAACCCUUUCCUGAUAGACUCUUACUGUAAAUAAAUAAAUAUAGGUCUAA
Dreissena polymorpha is the source of this 2160-nucleotide messenger RNA. RefSeq lists its product as uncharacterized. The record is from RefSeq and is a predicted model, not a curated record. The coding region runs from base 217 to 1227 and encodes 336 amino acids. NCBI's taxonomy places the organism in Eukaryota, Metazoa, Mollusca, Bivalvia, Myida, Dreissenidae. The transcript is spliced from 2 exons.